Molecule: messenger RNA, 2045 nt
Organism: Hemibagrus wyckioides
Lineage: Eukaryota; Metazoa; Chordata; Actinopteri; Siluriformes; Bagridae
Gene: lman2la
Product: lectin, mannose-binding 2-like a
Exons: 9
Coding region: 60-1091 (343 amino acids)
Biological process (GO): endoplasmic reticulum to Golgi vesicle-mediated transport; Golgi organization; endoplasmic reticulum organization
Cellular component (GO): COPII-coated ER to Golgi transport vesicle; endoplasmic reticulum membrane; Golgi membrane
Molecular function (GO): D-mannose binding
Source: RefSeq, a predicted model, not a curated record
UGCGCUAGAAAUACGAUGGCCGCCGCCUUACGUUAGGGCUGAAAACAGAGGGGGAGUGAAUGUGUGCGAAAAUGGCUAGAAUUACGCUGACAAUCUGUGUGAUAUUUAUUGCUUCUCUAAGAUCCUGCUUUUCUGAUGAUGGCCAUGAAGUGGAGGAGUUUCUAAAGAGAGAAUAUUCAUUGUCGAAACCAUACCAAGGAAUCGGUUCUUCCGGCUCUUCCCACUGGGAGCUGAUGGGUGAUGCCAUGGUAACCACCGAUCAGGUGCGACUCACUCCGGAUAUGCAAAGCAAGCAGGGGGCAGUGUGGAGCCGCAUGCCGUGUCACUUGAAAGACUGGGAGCUGCAGGUGCACUUUAAAAUCCAUGGUCAGGGGAAGAAGAACCUGAAUGGAGACGGUCUGGCGGUGUGGUACACAAAAGAGCGCAUGCAGAAAGGUCCAGUGUUUGGAAAUAAAGAUGUCUUCACAGGGUUAGGUGUGUUUAUAGAUACUUACCCCAACGAGGAGAAACAUCUAGAGGCUCAGAAGAAACGCUACACCCCUCGCACACAGAGGAUCUUCCCAUACAUAUUAGCGAUGGUGGGGAACGGCACCAUCAGCUACAAUCACGAGCGUGACGGCAGAGCCACCGAGCUAGGCGGCUGCAACGCCAUGGUGCGGAACCUCAAGCACGACACCUUCCUCUUCAUCAGAUACGUCCGCCGCAGACUCACGGUUAUGAUUGACAUCCAUGGUCAGCAUGAAUGGAGGGACUGCCUGGACAUCCCGGGUGUGAGGCUUCCUCAGGGCUACUACUUCGGCGCCUCGGCCAUCACCGGAGACCUCUCAGACAACCACGAUCUCAUCUCUCUGAAGCUCUACCAGCUGACGGUUCUCCGGAGUAAGCUAGAGGAUGAAGAUGAGGAAGAGGUCACAGUUCCAAGCGUGGAUAACAUGGAGCUUAUCAGGACUGACCAGGAAGGGGAGGGAAUAAGCAGCAUUGGCAUCUUCUUCACCGUGCUCUUCUCCAUGCUGGGCCUCUUCCUCCUCAUCGUCAUCGGCCUCGUGGUUUACAGCCACUGGAACGAGAGCCGACGCAAACGCUUCUACUGAGCUUUCAGAGGCAGAGCUUGAGACCAGGACUUGUGGACUGAGCUCAACGGGUUCACUGGCUCCAAAACACCCCCCUGCUUCAGCGAGCACCUAGCAGACGGGUACAUUCCUGUGGACACGACAGAAAGGACAAAAAGACUCGACCUUGAGGACGACAUUAAAACAGGAAGAGCACAGUGAGGUAGGGAACGGGAUACAACCCCAAACCAACAGAGCCUUACCAUUUGAAAGUGUUUGUCGUUUAUGAUAAAUGCAUUUUAAAAUAGCGUGUAAAUAGAACACUGCCUUUGACUGUGUCUUUUUCCACUACGGCGCCAAUAUUUAUGAAUACGCCAUGUUCAGAGGGAAUACUAUACUGACGACGGGAAUUCGCCGUAUUAAUUCAAUCCAUAUGUUGUGAUCAUGAUGCUGGAAUUUUAGUAAACAAAUAAACGAAUCCCAUGUAAUUUGACCACUAGGGGGUGCUAUGACAUUCAAAUAGCUGUUAAUCAGAAAUAUUCCACUUAAUUGGAAUUAUCUGUUGAUGUUUCAUCAGUGGCUGAUUUGACAAUUAUUUAUAUAUCAAAUAUCGACAGGAUACACCUACAAGCUCCAGCAUUAAAAUUCAACUAUGGUACUGAAAAAAUAAAUGUUUGCAUCUGACAUGAUUCAGAUUUUGUUGAGAAAUGUCCGUCUCCUCUGUGAAGUCGCACCAUGUUCUGGUUAUUAAAGGAAAAUAAAAGUCCACAAAUGUUUUCUUUCAGCAGACAAACAGAAACCCUUUUUUUCUCUUUUCUGACUCUAUGUGGCGCUGACUUUACGGUGGCGGUGUUUUGCAUGUAGUUAAUCUCGUGUGUGUUGUAUGUCGAGUUUGUGAAUCCUGCACUGACUGCAAUAUGAAAACCUCAUACUAAGAAACCUGUCAUUUAUUGUGUGUAACAAUAUUUUAUUAAUUAAAAAAAAUAAUAAGUUGAA